Molecule: messenger RNA, 372 nt
Organism: Pteronotus mesoamericanus
Lineage: Eukaryota; Metazoa; Chordata; Mammalia; Chiroptera; Mormoopidae
Gene: NPPC
Product: natriuretic peptide C
Exons: 2
Coding region: 1-372 (123 amino acids)
Biological process (GO): cGMP biosynthetic process; receptor guanylyl cyclase signaling pathway
Cellular component (GO): extracellular region
Molecular function (GO): hormone activity
Source: RefSeq, a predicted model, not a curated record
AUGCACCUCUCCCAACUGCUGGCCUGCGCCCUGCUGCUCACCCUACUCUCGCUCCGGCCCUCCGAAGCCAAGCCCGGGUCGCCGAAGGUCCAGCGAACUCCGCUGGGGGAGGUGCCGGCCGUGCCCCAUGCUGAAGGCGGCGCUCAGAAGAAGCGUGACAAGGCUCCCGGAGGCGGCGGCGCCAACCUCAAGGGCGACCAGUCGCGACUGCUCCGGGACCUGCGCGUGGACACCAAGUCUCGGUGGGCUCGCCUUCUGGCCGAGUCCCCCAACACGCGCAAAACCAAAGGAGGCAGCAAGAAGGGCACGUCCAAGGGCUGCUUCGGCCUCAAGCUGGACAGGAUCGGCUCCACGAGCGGCCUGGGAUGUUAG